GAUAGCAAGAAUGACACUCUAUCCUUUACGCACUUAAUUUCUUCUAAGCUUCAUCAAGGAUCACUUGACAACUCUACAAGUUCGCUAGCCUUUUUCAAAUGACCUUUGCGCUGUGCCCCACAAAAAUCUUUGGAUACUGAAACCGAUUUUUCUGAUCUUGUUGGCCAUUCUCGAUUAGAAAAGCGUGUGUAGAAGCUCCUUCGUAUCAGCAAGCAAAAGCGUGCACAAAAGUUGUGUAAAAAGCGUCCUGGAGAUUUUACUUCGACGAAGAAAAAUCGUUCCAUGAUGGAGAAUGUAUUGACUUAUAUCUUAAAGAGACUUCACUGAUUUUUUCCAUAUGGAAGGAGCGCUGUAUUUGAGUUGCUCGCGGACUAUAUAUAAGGCAAACUAAAAAAUUUCUUUUUUUGUCAUAUUACAGGAAAAGCUUUACAAGCUUUUUUGUAGUUUUUUUUCAAGAAGCAUUUUUCAACAUCAAAAUACGAAUCCUAUAUUUCUAAACUUCUCACUGAUUGUGUUCAGAAUAUGCUAUUGCGGUGUGGUAAUAAUUUUUUUCUAUCAAGGAUUGCGACGAGAAUGAGGAUAAAUUUAUUCAUUAGACACAAUGGAAAAUAUUUAAACUAAUCAUAUGAGGAAAAGAUAAAAUUCUUUCUUCCGGUUCUUUCUAUCUACUAAACAGUUGAGUUUGGUCUACUUUUUGCACAGGCAUGUGUAUUCUUAAUGAAUUAAUAAUAAUAAUCCCAAUAAUUAUGUUUUUUUUUGUUUAUUCGUUUCAGCAAAGAAUUGAUGAUAUAAAAUCAACAUGACGAAAAUACUUAUCAUUCUAUUAUGAUUAUAAUAUCACCAUUUUGACUGAUGAUGGCUGUUAUUCACAUUAUUACCAAUAUCACACUAAAAUAAUGUAAAGUAAUUGGUGCAAUUUCGAUAUAGUUAAAAUUAAUACAUUUUUAAUGUAUUACUAUUCUAUUCCUUUUUCUCGAGGCUAUAGCUACACCGUUAAGAAAGAACAAGACAAGAAAUCCAAAUAUGCGCGGUGGCUUUAGAGGACGUGGCGGAGGUCGCGGAGGUGAUCGUGGAGGCCGUGGGGGUGGUCGAGGAGGAGGUCGCGGAGGGGAUCGUGGAGGCCGUGGAGGUUUUCGUGGAGGCGGUCGCGGGGGUAGUCGCGGGGGUGGUCGCGGUGGUCGUGACGCGGGUAGUAAAGUUGUCGUCACCCCUCAUAUGCUUCACCCAGGCGUUUUUAUUUCCAAAGGGAAAGCUGACUCAAUUUGCACUCUGAAUAUGGUACCAGGAGUUUCUGUCUACGGUGAAAAACGCAUUGAGCUCGGAGCAUCCCAAGGUGAAGAGAAAAAAGAGUAUCGCCUGUGGAACCCGUACCGCUCAAAAUUGGCUUCUGCUAUAUACGCUGGCGUUAGUUCCAUUCACAUGGGCCCAGGCUCCAAAGUGCUGUACCUCGGAGGCGCUAGUGGGACAACCGUUAGCCACGUAAGUGAUCUGAUUGGACCGGAGGGAAUGGUAUACGCUGUUGAAUUUUCUCACCGUGUUGGCCGCGAUCUUGUCGAGAUGUCCAAACGUCGUGCGAACAUUGUUCCCAUUAUUGAAGAUGCUCGCUACCCAAUGAAAUAUCGGAUGUUGGUACCGAUGGUCGAUUGCAUCUUCAUGGAUGUGGCACAACCGGAUCAGGCGCGCAUUCUAGCUCUUAAUGCUCAGGCUUUCCUACGAAAUGGUGGACACUACGUUAUUUCUAUUAAAGCCAAUUGCAUUGACUCAACACUUGCUGCUCCUGUAGUUUUCGCUUCCGAGAUUAAUAAGAUGAAGAAGGAUAAGCUUAAACCAUUGGAGCAAGUCUCAUUGGAGCCUUUUGAGAGAGACCACGCUGUCGUUGUUGGUGUUUACCGCACAGUCAAGAAGUCAGCGUCUAGCUAGAGACACCUUCCUAUCGAUAUCAUGAGUCUCACUUCUAGUGGAGUCAAUGUGAUUCAAAUAAUAAUUGAUAAUGAAUGACACUAAACCUAUAAGAUAACUAAUCUUUUGAAAUUAAGGCAGUAGUAUUAUAAUCGAAGCCUUUUCAUUUAAA
Phytomonas sp. EM1 is the source of this 2071-nucleotide messenger RNA. NCBI's taxonomy places the organism in Eukaryota, Euglenozoa, Kinetoplastea, Trypanosomatida, Trypanosomatidae. The record is from the annotation of a GenBank genome assembly.